This is a messenger RNA of Aspergillus affinis, 906 nucleotides long. RefSeq lists its product as uncharacterized. Bases 1 to 906 code for a protein of 301 amino acids. The transcript has a single exon. The record is from RefSeq and is a predicted model, not a curated record. Lineage: Eukaryota; Fungi; Ascomycota; Eurotiomycetes; Eurotiales; Aspergillaceae.
AUGAACGGUCUAGUCUUCAACCGAGGCCUCACCCCAAAAGCCGUGGUCCCCAUCAUCUGCGAAGUGCUCGACAACAGCCUCAUCCCUAAUGUCCUAGUCGGCGACGCCAUGCUCGGGAUCAUGGGCGCGCCCAUCUUCCCACGAUGUCUCCAAUUCAUCGUGCCCGACGAGCACAUCGACGCAGCGAUCAAAGUGCUCGAAUCAGCCGGUUUUCCACGAUGCAACGACCUCAACGGAUGUCGACGCUACUCGACGCAUUUCCCGCUCGCCCCAGCGCACUUCCAUCUCUGGGACGACGAAGAUGCCGGCACGACGGACCCGGGGAAACUGUGCAUCUUCCCGAAAUCCGAAAUGCUCUGGUCCUUCCCUAGCUUUCCCUUCUACGUGUCCGAUACCGACGAUCCCUAUUUCAUGACCAUCACGGACGAAAGGCUCCCUGACCAGCCGAACGAAAAGGAGCUAUUCGGUCGCUAUCCCGCCGAUACAUAUCCGGUUCGAAUCCCCGUACCUAUCAAGGCCUGCGAAGCAGCAAUGCUCCUCUACUGUCGCGAUCAAGAACUGAAGCUGAACAACGCAGCCUGGGAAGUCUGGCUGACCAAGCUAGGCCAGUACGUCUCUCAGACGGAUCUGUACCAAAUCGGCCGAACGAUCGACAAAGACGGGAAAGAAGAAUGCCCAUACGCGGGGUUCUGGAACGAAGUGAAGGGGUCUCAGAACCGAUACUGGCCCAAGUAUCUGUGGAAACUUCGCAUUAAAAUCUUACAGCGGCGGGGAGAACCUAUCCUGCCGGAACUUCAGUGGCCUGGACUUCCUGGGGAGGAUAAGGAGAAGGAGGAACGGAAAGAGGCCGAGGCUCGACUAAGUCCUUUGAGGAAGUUCUUCGCGUUUGAUCGGUGUAUUAUGUGA